This is a messenger RNA of Gloeophyllum trabeum ATCC 11539, 873 nucleotides long. RefSeq names its product OPA3-domain-containing protein. Gene Ontology annotation, biological process: regulation of lipid metabolic process. NCBI's taxonomy places the organism in Eukaryota, Fungi, Basidiomycota, Agaricomycetes, Gloeophyllales, Gloeophyllaceae. The transcript is spliced from 5 exons. The record is from RefSeq and is a predicted model, not a curated record. Gene Ontology annotation, cellular component: mitochondrion. The coding region runs from base 86 to 598 and encodes 170 amino acids.
CUCAUAGAUGCACUUGUAACUCAACUGCUUGAACGGCGGCUCGGAAACAUAGGAAUUCUAGUCUAUAUACUGGGCGUCGUGGGCGAUGGCGACGGCGAAGCUCGGUACUCUGCUAAUUCGAACCUUAGCAAAGCCCAUAAGCAACCAGAUCAAGGUACAAGCUAAGCAGCAUGAAACCUUUCGGUCUUUUUGCGUCAAUUUGGCGCAGCGGAUGUACCGGGCGGAGGUGAAGCUACGUACAGGCCUGCUGGGAGAACCCGCGAAACAUAUACGACCGUUGUCCGAGACCAAGGCGAUAGAAAACGGUGCAAAUGCUCUAGCGGAAGGCUUCUUGUUCUCCGUUGCCGCGGCCCUGAUAAUAGCGGAAACCUGGCGUUCGUCGAGAUCACAGACUAAACGGCGGGAUGCUGUUGAUGAUCAGCUGGACGAUAUCAAGGAGCGGCUGGGUCUCAUGGAGGAGCGGGUCAAGGAAAUCGCUGUCAGUUUGGAAGGGCUCGCUUCGAGAAACGAUGAAUUAACCCGUAUCCUUGAACGUAUAGUCGAGGUCGGCAUGAAGGGGGGUUGGGUGGAGGUCAAAGAUGUACACUGCGGGAAGUAAAGGCACUUAGACCCAGCGCCUUGGGCACUUGUCGCUCAUGGCAAGUGCCCUAGGCACUCGAUACGACGGCACGUGUAAAAAGUGCCUUACGAGCAAGUGCCCAAGGCACUGCAAGUUAGUGAAUAUUUUAUGUCAUUUAUCAUCCCGCGAAAUAUGUGUCUUGGGCACUCGUCCGAAGAGUGCCUUGGACACUGUUUCCUGUGCCCUUCUAAACAAUGCCAUAGGCACUACAUAAAAGACACCUUUAUUCAUUACAUUGUACAGCACUUAGUCAG